This is a messenger RNA of Plenodomus lingam JN3, 1983 nucleotides long. RefSeq lists its product as uncharacterized. Gene Ontology annotation, cellular component: fungal-type vacuole membrane. Gene Ontology annotation, biological process: amino acid transmembrane transport; proline transport. The record is from RefSeq and is a predicted model, not a curated record. Gene Ontology annotation, molecular function: L-glutamine transmembrane transporter activity. Lineage: Eukaryota; Fungi; Ascomycota; Dothideomycetes; Pleosporales; Leptosphaeriaceae.
AUGGACUCGUCCCCAGGAAAGCAGCCAUCGAGAUGGGAUGAUUACGAGGCUGGCCAGAGUGACGCAGUCGAGUCUGAUGCAGGAAGCCAUGUUCAGUGGGACCAGCUCGAGAGACGCCCCAGCGAAGAGAGUGUGGCUGGCACAGGCAGAUGGACGGGCACAGUUGGCGAGCUUCGACGACGCAGAUCCUCCCUAUCGCAGCAAAUCGGCGCCCUGGGUGAAGUCGGUGGUGUCAACAGCAUCAACAAUUUCGCCCGCUCCUGGCAGCGUGCAGCCGGCUUCUUCGAAAUCACCCCCGUGCGCCCCUCCUUCCGUGUCGAAAGCGAAGGCGAUGACAACGACGUAGAAGAAUCGGACUUUUCGCGCAGUGGACUGCCCACACCCAUCACAGACCAGCGAUCGGCUUUGCGACAGGCCCUACAAGAUGGUGGAAGACGCGCCUCAGACAACGCAGUCCACGAUGAGGAGCAGGGAGCGACCGAGGAGACACAUCUGCUACCCAAUGGAGUCAGCCAACAAAUGAAACAAAGAGGGUCCAGCAUAUUCCAGGUCGAGCCUUCGCUCUCCUCGCCUUUUGGGGGCAGCUACGGGACGGGCUAUGGCAGCCUUUCGGCCCGCGUCAACGACUCGUCGAUGCGCCAUGCUGGGAGGCUGUUUGCUGACCAACAGCUAAAGGGCGUCGCCGAGCCAGAGCAGGAACGAGAGCCCCUCUUGGUCAAGCAAAUUGAGGAAGACGGCCACAUUGUCCAUGUCGUCGUUGGCCAGUCUACGCUGCCGCAGACCAUCUUCAACUCGGUCAACGUCUUGGUCGGCGUUGGCCUACUCACCCUUCCAUUAGCUCUCAAAUAUUCGGGUUGGCUGAUUGGCAUGAUUUUCCUGGCAUGGUCUGCCGUUGUCACUUCGUAUACAGCCAAGCUGCUUGCAAAGUGCUUGGACGUGGACAGCUCGCUCAUCACCUUUGCAGAUCUGGCCUAUGUCUCGUUUGGCAACAAGGCCAGAAUAGCCGUGAGCAUGCUCUUCUCGCUCGAACUGCUAGCUGCAUGUGUUGCGCUGGUAGUGCUGUUUGCAGAUAGCAUGGAUGCUCUGAUUCCUGGCUGGGAUCUCCUGACAUGGAAGAUUGUCUGUGGUCUUAUUCUAAUACCGCUGAGCUUUCUGCCCCUGCGUUUCCUAUCAUUCACGUCCAUCUUGGGCGUCAUGUCCUGCUUUGGGAUCUUGCUUGCUGUAUGCGUCGAUGGCCUAAUCAAGCCUGAUGCGCCAGGCUCCAUUCGCCAGCCUAUGAAGCAGUAUCUUUUCCCGGAGAACUGGAUGACGAUUCCCCUCUCGCUCGGUCUCCUCAUGUCUCCGUGGGGCGGCCACUCCGUCUUCCCCAACAUCUACCGCGACAUGCGUCACCCAUACAAGUACCGUAAAGCCGUCGACGUCACCUACGUCUUCACCUACUUGAUCGACACCGGCAUGGCUUGCGCAGGCAUUCUCAUGUUCGGUGAUGGUGUCCGUGAGGAGAUAACAAACAACAUCUUCCUCACCAAGGGCUACCCUCCGAGCAUCUCGGUAUUCAUCGCUGUUUGCAUUGCCAUCAUCCCCCUGACAAAGGUGCCUUUGAACUCCAGGCCUAUUGUGAGCACCCUCGAAGUCCUCUUUGGUCUCGAUACCCGCUCCCUUGCCGCUGCAUCCUCACUAAACGGCAUGUCUGGUCUCAACCGUGGUCUUUUCAAAAUCUUCCUACGCAUUGGCACCAUCGUCGUCUUUGUCAUCAUUGCCAUUGUUUUCCCGUCCUUUGACCGCAUCAUGACGCUUCUUGGCAGUGUCGCUUGUUUUUCUAUUUGCAUUAUUCUACCGUUGGCGUUCCACCUCAAACUCUUUGGCAAGGAAAUUUCGCCGGGAGAGAAGAUGAUGAACUGGGUUUUGAUUGUGGCUAGUAUCAUCAUGGCCGUCGUCAGCACCGUCUUUGCUUGUAUACCCAAGGAGCUUAUUGGCGCAUAA